CGCCGCCGCUGAUUGGCUGCGGGGCUCAUAAGAAACCGGUGAAUGAGCGGCUGUGGCAGAAACUUGCCGGCGGUCUUCGGGUGGCAUCGCCCCUUCCCUGUCGCCAGUCCGCGGGCGGGCCGGGCCGGGCCGGGAUGCGGUCCUCCUGCGUGCUCCUCACCGCCCUGGUGGCGCUCGCCGCCUAUUACGUCUACAUCCCCCUGCCCGGCUCCGUGUCGGACCCCUGGAAGCUGAUGCUGCUGGACGCCACUUUCCGGAGCGCACAGCAAGUGAGCAACCUGAUCCACUACCUGGGACUGAGCCAUCAUCUGCUGGCGCUGAAUUUUAUCAUCCUAUCAUUUGGCAAGAAAAGCGCGUGGUCAACCCCGCAGGUGAAGGUGACGGACACCGACUUUGACGGCGUGGAGGUCAGAGUGUUCGAAGGCGCCCCAAAGCCUCAAGAGCCGCUGAAGCGCAGUGUGGUUUAUAUCCACGGAGGUGGCUGGGCCUUGGCAAGCGCAAAAAUCAGCUAUUACGAUGAGCUGUGUGCAGCAAUGGCUGAGGAGUUGAAUGCUGUCAUCGUCUCCAUUGAAUACCGCCUAGUUCCAAAGGUUUAUUUUCCUGCACAAAUCCAGGAUGUUGUACGUGCCACGAAAUAUUUCCUUCGACCAGAAGUCUUACAGAAAUAUUCGGUUGACCCAAGCAGAGUUGGCAUUUCUGGUGACAGUGCCGGGGGAAAUCUGGCCGCAGCCUUGAGCCAACAGUUUAAUCAAGAUGCUAACCUCAAAAACAAGCUCAAACUGCAAGCUUUAAUUUAUCCGGUUCUUCAAGCUUUAGAUUUUAACACGCCCUCUUACCAGCAAAAUAUGAACACCCCCAUCCUGCCCCGUUACGUCAUGGUCAAGUACUGGGUGGACUACUUCAAGGGCAACUAUGACUUUGUCCAGGCAAUGAUGGUUAACAAUCACACAUCACUUGAUGUGCAAGAGGCCGCUGCUCUCCGGGGCCGUCUAAACUGGACCUCGCUCUUACCUGCGUCCAUCACAAAGAACUACCAACCCGUCAUGCAGACCACCGGCAAUGCCAGGAUCAUCAAGGAGAUCCCUCAGCUACUGGACGCCCGUUCUGCCCCACUGAUUGCAGACCAGGAAGUCCUGCAACACCUCCCGAAGACGUACAUUCUGACGUGUGAGCAUGACGUCCUAAGGGACGAUGGAAUCAUGUAUGCAAAGCGUCUGGAGAGAGCCGGAGUGGAGGUGACCCUCGACCACUUUGAGGAUGGCUUCCAUGGAUGCAUGAUUUUCACCCGAUGGCCUACCAACUUCUCGGUGGGAAUCCGGACUAGGAAUAGUUACAUCAGGUGGCUGAAUGAAAACCUGUAAAGAAGUGACAUUUCUAGAAUGCUUGAGCCCCUCUUGACCUUCUGUACCUGCUUUGGAAACACAUGCAUCUUAGUCAACUAAUUUCCCCCUGGUUACUUAGGAUUUGUGGGAUCUCUACUCCCUCUGGACUUUAUGCUGAUUUUUUUUUAAUUUAAUGCAUUGGACUAACUGAAAAUCAGAAACCACUGAAUCUGGUUCUCUAGGUGGGUCAGACUCUAUUCUAGUUUUAGCCAAACUACUACUAACACCCACAGCUAGAGAAAGCAAGAGAAGGAACCAGGACUAGCCUUGGGGCUGUGCCUGCGACAAGAAGUUCUUUUCAGAAGAAAAAAUUUCCAGCUGUGGGUGGUGAAAUAGUGACUCUAAUAAGUUUAAAAAACAAAUGUGGGCUCUUCUUCAACUUGCUAGAGUUUACUUGGAGUUCAGAGCAGUGUUAAAUCGGUGCACUUGAAGGUCAGAUUUGGGUACCAAAUGUCCUCUUUCUUUAUGGAUGGAUGGUUUUGUUUCCUAUGGGAAUUUUGACAGUAGUAUUCUAGCAAGGACAUAUUUCUCAAAGGACUUCUUUCCUUUAUAGUGUUUAUGAAAUGGCUUAUCCGCCCGGCUGGAUCAUAAUGAUACUUGAAAGUUACUUCCUACGACUCUUAUUAUAAAAUGUGAGGUUGCAUGCACUGGAUAUCUGUAUCUUAUUAAGUUUUUUUUAGUUAUGUUAUCUCCUUGAGAGAGAACUUUUAAGAGCAAGCUUAUUUAGACUAAGUAAAUCUUCCUGUACAGAAGACGAAAAUGAAAUGCUAAUAGUUUCCUAAUGAAUAUUUCUGACAUAAAAUUAUCAAGAGCAGUAUAAAUAUAUUUGACAUAGAAAAGAAAGUAUACUUACUAUUGGUAUAAAAUUAUAAAAGUUACUUUCAGAGAGCCUAGUUCUUGGAAACACAAUUUUUUUCAAUCUACUUGGAUUUAAAAUGGAACUAUUUUGGUAUAUACAAUGUGUUGUUUAUUUUUUAAAGUUAUUUAAUGUUAAUAUAUGUCGCUAGACUUAAGAUUUUUCAGGAUAAUAUCUAAUGAACAUUAUUAAAAAUAAUGAUCUUUUAAAAAAUCUAUCUUAGGGUUUAAAAUAUGAUCCUAGAAUUAUAUACCUUAUUAUAGUUUUAUGAAAAUAUCAAAUAGCUAUUAAUACUACUAUAUACUAGGCCUAAAUAUUUUUGUUUAUCUGCAUAUGCAGAUUAAAUAUUAGAAACUAUAGCAACAUUUUGUAAAAUCCUCUAAAUCCGAUAGCUUUGGAUACACUGCUCCUUUCUGCUCUAUCUGGUCAGAGGACACUAGCUGACCUCUUCUUCUGGCUGACCAGCGUGCAUUGUCCCUUGGGGCCCUCACGCCUCUUUGCCUCUUUCUAGCCACGUUUAGAAGUUUGCAUCAUCCAUAUACACUUAGCUUCAUGGGAAGCCUUCACUGCCAGUGGAAAUCUUUUUGACACAGCACAAACCUUGAGUCUGAUUUGAGUUGAUGGCCUCUGCCCUUUGCCCUGCAGCUCUGACUUCUGCUUUCUGGGAUUGCAGAGAGCAGUGGUAAGGCCCAAUAACAUACAAGUGAAGAGAAAGUAAAACCCUUCUUUCUCAUUGGAAAGAUUUUAGGGCUGAGUAAUAGCAAAACUGGUAGAGCACUUGCCUUUCAUGCAACUGACCUGGGUUUGAUCCCCAGCAUUCCAUAUAGUCCCCUAGCACUGCCAGGAGUAAUUCCUAGUGCAGAGCCAGGAGUAAUCUCUGAGCACUGCCGAGUGUGCCCCAAAACAAACUUUAAAAUAAUAAUAAUAGCACUGUAGCACUGUCCUCCAGUUGUUCAUCGAUUUGCUCGAGCAGGCACCAAUAACGUCUCCAUUGUGAGACUUGUUGUUAUUGUUUUUGACAUAUUGAAUAUGCCAUGGGUAUCUUGCCAGGUUUCUGCCAUGUGGAUGGGAUACUCUCGGUAGAUUGCUGGGCUCUAAAAACAUAGAAUAUUUCAUGCUGUUGGCAAAAAAUAAACAGACAUGCAUACCUAUUUUUUAUUUACUAUAUAUGUCAAUAUAUAGUAAAUUUUACAUACAAACCAGAGGUAAAUGCAGCAGUGUAUGUAUGUGUCUGCAUAAAUGCUUAUAGAUUCAUGCAGAUUAACUUGUUAGUGUAUUUAGACAAGUCACAUAUCUCUGUUUCUUUUUUUCUUUCUUCUAAAAUCAGUUGAAUUACUUGAUUUAAAACCUUUUGUCACACUGACCAAUUAUAUUGAUCUAUUCAAUGGUAUUUUUAAAGUCCUUAUUCCAUAUGCACAACAUGCAUCAUCAAAGAUUUGUCCUUAAAAAUGGAGAUUUUAGUUUUUACUGUUAGUUGCCCUACUCGUUUAAUGCUAUUUCUUUUGACACUAUUGAAGGAACCAAUAUUUGAACCUAUUUUGAGGUUAUCUACUUCUAAGAAAGCAAAGAUAAGAUUUUCCAUGCAUAGUUUCUUAAAGUGGUAUUUCCUGCCUACUCCUCCAAACCCCAGAAUUAUGAGCCAAAAAAUGCUAUAGCAAUUACAGAAAACAAUUGAAUCCAGAUCUCUAAAGGGCUCUCUCCAGUAAAAUGGGGAGUUUAAAAAAAAAAGGGAUCAACCACUGUUUCUGAUGAAAUACUUGAGUUUCAUGGAAGUUUUUUUAUGUAUAUAUAUACAUAUAUACAUAUAUAUAUGAAUAAGUUGUCUAAUAGCCUGCACUAUAUUCCACCUAGAAUGAAAUUCUUGCUGGAAUCAUAGCAAUCAAAAAUCAUGGGACACAAAAGACUGAGUUUAGACUAACAAAAACCAAGUUAAAAAGAGUUUAGACAAACCUUGAGUGCUAAGUGCUCCUUUGGGAAGUCUACAGAAUUUAUGUUCAAGAUAUCUUGUUUUGGACAACUUCAUUUUCUUUAACUUUGAUACAAAAUAAUUUUUAUGCUCUGCAGGUUGAUGUCUCUUUAGUUGACAUACUGAUUUGGUUUGAUUUUCCUUAUUUUUUAAAGCAAUUGUCUUUGUAAUCACUCUUUGUGAACUAUGAACAAAUAUAUGAAGAAACUCUUGAAGUGCUGCAAAAUAUAAUGAAGUGUAGAUUAAUGUUUUAUUACUGUUAAAUAUUUGUUAAAAAUUUAAGAACAUUAUAUAAUAAUUAUCUUGGUGGAUAAUAAUAUUUUGUGCAUGAUCUUCUUAUCUUUAACUAUUUCCUCAUUUCCCACUGCAAAGGGGAAAGCAGAUUUUAUGAAUCUUAGUAGUUAAUAUAUUUUAUAAGGUAAAAAUCCAGUGUGGAUGUAGGCAAGUAUGUAUAUUUUGCCUCGUGUUUUAAAAUAAAAUGGUUCCAUCUGGAAAUGUG
Messenger RNA from Sorex araneus (European shrew), 4703 nucleotides. It is a transcript of the gene NCEH1, whose product is annotated as neutral cholesterol ester hydrolase 1. The transcript has 5 exons. The record is from RefSeq and is a predicted model, not a curated record. Lineage: Eukaryota; Metazoa; Chordata; Mammalia; Eulipotyphla; Soricidae. Bases 135 to 1361 code for a protein of 408 amino acids. Gene Ontology annotation, cellular component: membrane. Gene Ontology annotation, molecular function: carboxylic ester hydrolase activity.